AUGAAGACACUUCUGGUUGGGCUCCUGCUUGGCUUGGCAUACGUGGAGUUGGCCCAGGCCUUACGAUGCUACACGUGCAAGGAGCCAACAGACAUUGCCAAGUGCAGGACAAUCACCCCCUGUCCCAUGGGAGCCACCGUGUGCACGACAACGCUGCACUCCGUAGACUCAGGUUACCCCUUUUUCGGCAACAUCACGGUGACCAGAAGCUGUGAGAAUGAAUGUCUCCCUUCUAGUGGGAUUGGGGCAUCUAAACCCAAGUCGUGCUGCUACACUGACCUCUGCACCGACGACAGCAGGAGCAGCAACGGGGUGAGGAGCAGCUCUUCAGCCCUGGGUCUGGUGGCCAUGGUGGUUGGGACACUCCUCCAGCGUGCUCUGUAG
Molecule: messenger RNA, 384 nt
Organism: Merops nubicus (carmine bee-eater)
Lineage: Eukaryota; Metazoa; Chordata; Aves; Coraciiformes; Meropidae
Product: ly6/PLAUR domain-containing protein 2-like
Exons: 3
Coding region: 1-384 (127 amino acids)
Molecular function (GO): acetylcholine receptor inhibitor activity
Source: RefSeq, a predicted model, not a curated record